Messenger RNA from Trametes versicolor FP-101664 SS1, 1230 nucleotides. Its product is annotated as alpha/beta-hydrolase. Gene Ontology annotation, cellular component: extracellular region. The record is from RefSeq and is a predicted model, not a curated record. Gene Ontology annotation, molecular function: hydrolase activity; cellulose binding. Bases 39 to 1148 code for a protein of 369 amino acids. NCBI's taxonomy places the organism in Eukaryota, Fungi, Basidiomycota, Agaricomycetes, Polyporales, Polyporaceae. Gene Ontology annotation, biological process: carbohydrate metabolic process. The transcript is spliced from 6 exons.
CGGCAACCUCUCCAGUCCUACGGUACUCGCGUCAAAACAUGUUCUCUUUCGCUAGGACCCUGAGCUUUGUCGCGCUCGCCGGCCUCGUCGCGGGCCAGGCAGCUGAGUGGGGCCAGUGCGGAGGCAUUGGCUUCACUGGCGCCACCACCUGUGUGGCUGGAACGACUUGCGUCACCCUCAACGCCUACUACUCGCAGUGCCAGCCUGGCGCGGCCGCGCCCGCCCCGACGUCUGCGCCCCAGCCGUCUCCGACUCAGCCUGCUGGCCCUGCGCCGUCGAACCCGUCGACCCCCACGGGUCCCGGCCUCAGCUCGAUCCCGGCGUCGACGCUCCACCAGAUCACGAACUUCGGCGCAAACCCGAACAACAUCGGCAUGUUUGUGUACAAGCCCGCGCGUGUCGCCGCGAACCCGCCGCUCAUCGUCGCCAGCCACUACUGCUCUGGCACUGCUCAGGCUUACUUCACAGGCUCGAAGUUCGCUCAGCUCGCUGAGACCUACGGCUACGUCGUACUCUUCCCCAACUCCCCCCACUCCGGCACCUGCUGGGACGUCUCGUCGGACGCGACGCUUACCCACAACGGCGGUGGUGACUCCCUCGGCAUUGCCUCCGCGGCGCGCUUCGCGAUCGCCAACUGGGACGUUGACGCGAACCGCGUCUUCGCCGUCGGCACGUCCUCCGGCGCGAUGAUGACCAGCGUGCUCGCGGGCGCGUACCCCGACAUCUUCAAGGCGGGCAUCGUUGACUCCGGGGUCGCCUUCGGCUGCUUCGCCGUCCCCGGACAGCCCGACGACAGCUGGAACUCGCAGUGCUCGACCGGCGAGAUGAUCUUGACUGGCCAACAGUGGGCUCAGAAGGUGUAUAACGCGUUCCCCGGCUAUACCGGCGCGCGCCCGAAGAUGCAAGUCUGGCACGGUACUAUCGACACCACGCUCUACCCGCAGAACUUCUGGGAGGAGAUUAAGCAGUGGACGACGGUGUUCAACUACCCAAGCACGCCGGUCUCGAACGUAUCCGAGCCGUACCUCCCGAACGGAUACUCGAACGCGACGUUCGGCCCGAUGUUCCAGGCGAUCCUUGCGCAGAACGUCGGCCACACUGUGCCGCUGUUCGAGCAGCAGUACCUCCAGUUCUUCGGCAUCGCGUAGAGGGAAACUCAGCUGUCCGGGCUUCAAAGCUUUUCUACUUACACGGUACCGACGGUGUUGUUUUUGCACAAAUGAAAUAGUG